AUGGCCGCGAAUGUUCCUGUGAUACUUAACAACGGUUAUACGAUUCCCGUCAUUGGACUUGGCACUUGGAAAUCUGAACCAGGGCAAGUGGAACAAGCAGUUAAGGAUGCUAUUGAUGCUGGAUACCGACACAUCGACUGUGCACAUGUAUACUUGAACGAGAAGGAGAUCGGAAAAGCAUUGAAGGCGAAGUUUGAGGAGGGGAACGUAAAGAGGGAAGACAUGUUCAUCACGUCAAAGCUUUGGUGCACGUUCCAUCGUCCUGACCUGGUGGAAGGAGCCAUCAAGGUCACGCUCGAGAACCUUGGCCUGGGAUACUUGGAUCUAUUUCUGAUGCAUUGGCCUCAAGCCUUUAAGGAAGAAGAUGACCUCAUUCCCACAGACGCUGAUGGCAAAUUAAUAGUCUCCAACGUGGAUUACGUAGACACCUGGAAGACUAUGGAGACCUUGGUUGAGAAGGGUUUGACCAGAAGCAUCGGUGUUUCGAACUUUAACAAGAAACAAAUGGACCGGCUAUUGGAAGCUGCAAAGAUCAAGCCAGCUAUGCUUCAGAUCGAAGUCCAUCCGUAUUUAAACCAGCAGCUUUUGAUCGACUACUGCAGGACUCAUGACAUAGCUGUAACGGCAUACUCACCCCUGGGCUCUUUGGACAGACCCUGGGCCAAGCCUGGCGACCCUAAUCUUCUAGAAGAACCAAAAAUUAAGUCCAUUGCUGAAAAGUAUGGGAAGAGUGUUGCUCAAGUGUUGAUUAGGUACGCCAUCGACCGCGGCCUGAUCGUGAUUCCAAAAUCUGUAACCAAGUCGCGUAUCGUUGAGAACUUCAACGUGUUUGACUUCCAACUAACCCUGGAGGAUGUCAAGGAAAUAGGAUCCUUGGAGUGCAAAGGGCGAUUGUGCACGUUGGGCGAUGCCCACCAUCCAGAUUAUCCAUUCCACGACGAGUAUUAG
Arctia plantaginis is the source of this 948-nucleotide messenger RNA. NCBI's taxonomy places the organism in Eukaryota, Metazoa, Arthropoda, Insecta, Lepidoptera, Erebidae. The record is from the annotation of a GenBank genome assembly.